CAGCACGCAAGCUUAGGAGGGAGAGGGAGGGGCUUUCUCGUUACCUCUCCGCCUACGCUUACCUGGAUGUGUAGUGUCGUAGAGCAACAAAGGGUCAAGGAGUGUCGGCAGCGGAUUGUGAGACUACAAUCAUAAAUAUCAACUUCAUAUAAUUUCCAUGUACAACAGAAGUGAUCUGAAGGCGCUUGAAACAGAGCUUCUGUGGAGACAAGCACUCACCACAGACCACAGAUUGUAUCUCGCCCCGGAUGAGCAUCAAGAAUUUUUACUCCGAUGUACUUGUGGCCGCUCCGGGAAGAUGACGGCGAUUUUCCCGAUAACUCUGCUCAUCGGCCUGAUGUUUGCCAGCGUUUGUGGAUUAGACGUGAACGUGACUCGGGACUCCUACUGGGCGCGAGAGAAUGACAACAUAACCCUGGGUUGGAAGUUCACCAGCCAUCCCAACAUGUCCCUCACCUUGCUUCGGAUCCGCUGCGAGUUCUUCAGGGAGGGUGAGGUCACCGUCCUCUUUCAACUACAGGACAGCGUGGUGGUUCAUUUGGUAGGACGGGUGCGGUGCGACUGGGAUGCUCUGGGAAGGGGACAAAUAAGUCUGCAACUGUCCAGCCUGCGAAUGGAAGACUCGGGCGUGUACCGGUGUCAAGUCAACACCAGCAAUCAUGUGGACUCUGGAAAAUAUCACGUCAUGGUCACAGCUAGUCCUGUCGACGGGACGCAGGCGAGACCGUCGACGGGCAAAGCGCUCAUCCUCAAGGGACUUCUCCUGAUUGGGGCGGCGGCGGCGGCCGCUGCGGCAGCCAUUGCCGCAGGCUACCUAUUCUCACUGAUGCAGCUUUGACAUUUUGUGCCAAAUGGAGCCUUGCCACUGGCUGCACAAAAUGGCUGCAUUUGUAUUGUUGGGAUUCUUUUUAUGACAUGAGAUUGUGCUUGCAUAUGUCAAAUUAAAAUUUUGAUGGGAUGAUAA
Syngnathus typhle (broad-nosed pipefish) is the source of this 964-nucleotide messenger RNA. RefSeq lists its product as uncharacterized. NCBI's taxonomy places the organism in Eukaryota, Metazoa, Chordata, Actinopteri, Syngnathiformes, Syngnathidae. The coding region runs from base 158 to 838 and encodes 226 amino acids. The transcript has 4 exons. The record is from RefSeq and is a predicted model, not a curated record.